AUGAUGACGAAGGUGGGCAUGAGUAUCAGCGCUCGAUCGUUCUCAUCAACACAAUUACUUCGUGCCGCGAACAAACCCGUCCCACAAUCCCCCUCCGAAUCCAAACCCGCCCCCGCCCCCGCGGCCGCCACGAAAAGCAACCCCGCCUCUCCCUCGCCCUCGCCAAAGACGACGCUCCCUCCGCCGCGCCAGCAGCGCGCCGGCAGCGCGUUCGGCGAGUUCCUGGCCGCGUCGAAGAAGAACAUCGAUGCUGCGAACGAAAAGGCGAAAUACUUGAAAGAGCACGGCGCGCAGUACCUCGUGCGGCCGAUUGGGAUGAACUCGCCGCCGCGGCCGGCUGAUAAUUCGGUGAAGGAUAAGCGGACGUUUGCGCAGAAGAGGGCGGAUUUUGUUAGUUAUGAGAAGAAUAUUGAGAGACGGAAGGAGCUCAUCGGACAAAUGGCAGAGUCAUAUUUCAUCGACAUGCACGACUACCGCAAAACGCAGGGCAAAGAAUGGAAAGCCCCGCAGAUGUUUUUCCGGGCCGACAAGGCUCUGUACAUGCCGAAUUUCCACGGCACCACGCUCGCCUCAUCCGCGGAGAAAGACACGACGUCCGCUCUGAAAGGCAAGGUCUCGGUCGUCAAGCUGUACUCCCAGCUCUCGGGCGAACAUCACGUCGACUCGUACUUUGGCAGUUCCGCGGAGGCGAUUGCGGAUGUGAGCGAGGAAAGCGGGUAUCAGACCGUGGACAUCACGGUGCCGGAUAGAAAAGUGAAUAAGUGGAUCUCCAAGUUCUUUGCGUUCAGGACGAGACGCAAGCUGCCAAAAUCCCGCCACGACCUCUUCUUUUACGCGCAGCCGCUGCCGGACCAGCUCAGUCAUGCGAUCGGACAGGUGAAUAAGUAUACGGGGUACGUCUACAUCGUCGACGGCGAUUGUAAGAUUAGAUGGGCGGCGUGCGCAAAGGCGAUGGAGGAGGAGAAGGAGUCGUUCCGGAAGUGUCUGAAGGGAGUUGUGGCGGAGCACAAGGUGCGGUUGAGGAAAAGCUCGUCGAGUAGUCCUAAGGCUUGA
Messenger RNA from Myxozyma melibiosi, 1053 nucleotides. RefSeq names its product ATP10 protein-domain-containing protein. Gene Ontology annotation, biological process: mitochondrial proton-transporting ATP synthase complex assembly. Gene Ontology annotation, cellular component: mitochondrial inner membrane. NCBI's taxonomy places the organism in Eukaryota, Fungi, Ascomycota, Lipomycetes, Lipomycetales, Lipomycetaceae. The transcript is spliced from 2 exons. The record is from RefSeq and is a predicted model, not a curated record. Bases 1 to 1053 code for a protein of 350 amino acids.